AUGGACGGAAAAGAAGAGACUGAAGGACAGGUAAGGGCGGAAAAUACCAAUAAUAGUAAUGCUGCUGAUUAUUAUGGCCGUGGUCGUAAUGAUGGUCGGACGUAAGCGGUGUCGCUGGCGGUUGCUAAUGUUACGGUGAUAUGGUUAAACUGACGUCAUCGAUACUGUCGGUUGUCCAUUUUGCGGAAAUGCGAUAGCGAUUUCCCUGUACCCACCGAUGAAACAGGUGGAUACGUCCUCUGGGUUUCGCCGUUCCGCACAACAAUAAUUUAUAGCCCCACAAGGUCGUGCUUUACCCAGCAGCGACAAAACUAAAUGAGAGUAGCGGGUGAACGUGUUUCGCAGCCGGCACUGAAUUCACUAAUUCUUUCCCUUCCGUUCGUUUGAAAUGAGGAAGCUCUAUGGCAAGAACGGCGUUGCAUCGCGUAGGUGGUCCAGACUGGUUUGGGUAAAUUACCAACCGCCUGGUAAGUUGACAUCAGCUAGUCAUCCCUCGUUCAAAAAAGUUAAUCUGCCAAAUUAGGUGAGCAAGUUUCUCGAUUUUCCCCGUCUGUUCUAGUAGGUGUUCUAAUAAGUAUAAAAGUCUCUACUUAACACUUGUCAGUAGAGAUAAUACGGGCAUAUUACUGUAUAAGACGACCAUACCACAACUGUUUUCUAUAACACGGACUACUGCUAAAUGGGCAUCCCCAUUUUGUGUAGUCCACACUUAAACUUUAGAGAGUCCGAUAUAUUGAAGGAUUCUUUUCGGACUGCGGGGGAGCCGCACACCCCGCCGGAUCCGAUAGUUGAAGUUAUGCCUCUCCAUGCUGGUUGGCAUCGGCUAUAAAGGAGUUGUGCAUCGUCUUCGAAAGGUGUUCUAGGUGCCUUUGGUCGGUUUCGGUGUACUUCGUACCGUUGGAAUUGACGGCUUUAGAGGAGUCGAUGAAAGCCAACGGACUGUGCGCUGCUUAACCCUUGUUCUUUCUGUCUACGUUAAUGGUUGAUGGGUCAGACGGUGCGAUAUCGAGAUGUGGUCUACUCGUCUUCCCUAGUCUCUCAUUUCUCGUAAAGCGGAGGGUUGUCACAGAGUAUUUAAAGGCAGGAAAAGCCCUUCAACUGACGCUACAUAAUUUUUCGUCAGACCGGUACAUUUAUAUGGGAACGGGGUACAAGUAAAACAUGCGAGCAAUAAGAGAAAUCAAUAACAAUUGCCUUUUCAUAUAAGUAGGAUUUGGGAAUAAGGGGAAGGAAUGAGAGACCAUUAGUUAGGAGGCAAUGAGGGUUAGGAGGGAGGGGGAGGGUGCGGAGGAGUAUAUACAAUUAACCGGCAUUUGGCCACGGUAGGCGUGGAGCUUCUGCCAGGUCCAUCUGUGUGCACAAGACCGCCUUUAGGAACCUGAUGCCGGUCGUAUCUGCUGUUGCCAGCAGAUGCUGACCCAGUGGCUUAGGAUAGUUUAGUGGAAAGUUGUAGAAAACAACAUAGCUGCCUUCUUAGAUGUUGUAAGUCAGGCACAUCCGUCAAUUAAAUUUACAGUGGAGGUGGAAACAGUAGAUUCGCUCUCUUUCUUAGACGUCCUUGUAAGCAGAAGUGCUGGUGGUAACGUUCAGAAGAAAACUUAGUCUGAACAAUAUACUCAAUUCUGCAGUUUCGUAUCCCUUCAACUGAAACGCAAUCUAGUCCAUCGUUUGGCGAAACGGGUUAGAAAAAUAUGUCCAGCGAGCAGCAUCGACAAGAAACUUAGAAAAUAAAGGAACUGUUUCUCGAGAACGGGUAUCCUGACGGAUUUAUUGGAAAGGCUGUUACCGAGACCCCUUAAAACCCGUCACCCUGACGACGGAUAAGAAGACCAGUUGGCGAGCAUACAUUUGCCUCCGAUAAAUUCUUGUCAAACUUGUACAUUUAUAUGUGGAUGGGGUAGAAGUAAAAACAUUCCAGUGAUUAGAGAGAUCAAUUAAAGCUCCUUGUAACACACAGGCGGGGUGUGGGAAUAUGGGGAGGGGGGAAGGUAAUAGCAGUCAAUGACAGGGACGGGGUGAGAGCAGAAUUGCGCGAAGAAUUGCUUUGUUAGUCGAUUUUUGACCAGGAUAGAUGCGGAGCCUGAACGCGGUUCCUCUUCGCGCACAAGAUCGGUUUUCGUAGCCUGACGGCGACCGAUUCUGAUGCUUUUAGCGGACGCUGGCCCGUUAGCUUUGGGCAGCUAGAUGGGGCCUUAUAAAUCACGCGAAAAGCUUCAUUGGGGUCCACAGGAUGCCCGGAAUUCACAACAGGCGCCAGAACGGCGCUGCUUAUGCUCCUAUUUUGGCCUUUUCCCAGCCAUGCCAGGAGAUGUUCUCGUAUUCUCUUGGACAGGCGCCGAAUUGUACGACCAAUACAGCUUACUCCAUAGGAGCAAGUAAACGAGUAGAUGCACAUUGAUGCGGUCUAAGACGGCAACCUCUCCUUCCCUUCUCCGCGUAAAAUAGGCUUAGUAGAGAAUAGUAUACGAACCCUUGCUGCUGGGAAGGCUUGUGAGGCUUCUUCUCAGGAGUUCACUCGCAGCGUCUCCUUUGAAAGGGACCUUGAGGAGCAGCGUUUUCUUUUCGGCAGUCAGUGUGGUGGUUUGCUCCGGUCGCUCAGCAAUAUUCUUUGCGAUAAACCUGUCAGGAUACCCGUAUUCGCGAAGCAAGUCCGGGAUUUUCCUGAGCACCUCCUCGAUGCUAUCUGUUGGACAAAUUUUUAGAGCUUUUGUGUCAAACAUCAGACUAGAUUUCGUUUUUGUCGAAGGGGUACGGAACUGGCGAAGUUCGUGUACUGUCCAGACCAGGUUUUCUUCCGAUAGAUGCUCCUUCGGAUGCUAUUGUCAGGUCUCCUGGGAGACAAAGCGAACCAACCGUUUCCACCUCCAACAUGAAAGUGAUCGCCGGAUGUGCCUGAUUUACUGCAUUUUACAGGGCAGUUAUGUCUGUUUCUGUGGUGGUGGUGGUGGUGGUGGUGAUGAUGAUGAUGAUGAUGAUGAUGAUGAUGGUGGUGGUGGUGGUGAUGAUGAUGGUGGUGGUGGUGGUGAUUGCAACGAUAUCAUCAACGUAGCGACCGUAAUGUCUGAGCUUAUUGAUCUGAUCGCUUAG
This is a messenger RNA of Spirometra erinaceieuropaei, 3087 nucleotides long. NCBI's taxonomy places the organism in Eukaryota, Metazoa, Platyhelminthes, Cestoda, Diphyllobothriidea, Diphyllobothriidae. The record is from the annotation of a GenBank genome assembly.